Peronospora farinosa is the source of this 1470-nucleotide messenger RNA. The record is from the annotation of a GenBank genome assembly. NCBI's taxonomy places the organism in Eukaryota, Oomycota, Peronosporomycetes, Peronosporales, Peronosporaceae.
AUGAGCUCAAUCCCUGUUAACAACGUAGAAGCUGUCCAGCGUAUUACACGACGCAUUGAUGCCAUUGGCGAGCGUGAUCCAGGCAUCGUCAUGGGGUUAUCAUGGUAUUAUAUCAAGCUCAUCCUACUUACGGGCUUUGGAUGGGCCAUGGACUCAAUGGAAACUUUCAUCUUUACGUAUUGUGCUGCUCUUAUCCGUGAGGACAUUCCACAAAGCUCACGUCAAGCUUCUUUUCUAGGUGGUGCUGUCUUUAUUGGGUCGUUCAUUGGAUCUUUUCCCUUUGGGACAUUGGCCGACAAAUACGGUCGUCGUCCUAUCUUUAUGGUCACACUUGUGCUCUUCCUUGGUGGUCUUGCCUUUUGUGCAUUGAGUUGGGAUGUCACCUCUAUCACAUGUGCACGCAUUAUCUCGGGCAUUGGUCUUGGUGGAGAGCUACCCGUUGCUUCGACACUCGUACAAGAGCUCUCUCCAAAGAAAACACGUGGUAAGAUUAUUGUCUUGCUCGAGUCUUUCUGGGCCAUUGGUUGCAUGGUCGCAGUUGUUAUGGCAUUUAGUGUCGCACCCAAGAUUGGUUGGCGUGAAACUUUCUUCAUCUGUUGUGCCCCCGUGCUAUAUGCGAUUGUUAUCCGUCUAUAUAUCCCCGAGUCCCCCAAGUGGCUUGCCAGUGUCGGUCGCUAUGACGAGGCCGUUGCUAUUGUCGAGUCCAUUGAGCAGGCCCAUGGUCUCGAUCCCUACGACCCCAAGACGGAGGAGAUUGAGCGAAACAUUGCAGUACAAUCAGCUGUUGAGCUCCCAGAUUCUCAUUUCAAACGCAUUGGCAUGUUGUUUGAGCACCAAUUCCGUGUACGCACGACUGUCCUUUGGACGCUUUGGUUCGGUCUGUCCAUGUCGUACUACGCCAUUUUUAUUUACUUGCCCACUUUGAUCUCUCUCAAGGGCUAUGACAUGAACAGUCAAUGGGAGACAAUCCUCAUCAUUACAGUCUUUCAACUUCCAGGCUACUUUGCUGCUGCGAGUCUUGUCGAGAUUAUUGGCCGAAAGCAAACGCUUGUCAUCUUUCUACUUGGUGCCUUUGUAUCUGCUAUUGUCAUGGGCUAUGUCGAUGCGACCAAGACGCCUGUGAUUGUAACUGGAUCGUUCACGUCCUUCUUUAUGCUUGGUGCAUGGGGUUGCGUGUACGCAUACACACCAGAGAACUAUCCGACAGCUAUCCGUGGCAUUGGUGCAGCAUAUCCCUCUGGUUUCAGCCGCAUUGGCUCUUUCAUCGGUCCGUACUUAUGUGCGUCCAUGUUUGGUGACUGGAACAUGUCUUUAGAGGGCAUUAUGUGGGUAUUUGGUGGACUACUAGUGGUGAUUUCGGCCCUUGUGUUGAUCUUUGGCUAUGAGCCUCGUGGGAAGAACGUUGAAUUGUACGAUGACAAUCACGCCAACAAGUCGAUGGUCUUUGAGGCCGUGCAAACGCCCACGUGA